Pyricularia grisea is the source of this 865-nucleotide messenger RNA. RefSeq lists its product as uncharacterized. The coding region runs from base 117 to 560 and encodes 147 amino acids. NCBI's taxonomy places the organism in Eukaryota, Fungi, Ascomycota, Sordariomycetes, Magnaporthales, Pyriculariaceae. The transcript is spliced from 4 exons. The record is from RefSeq and is a predicted model, not a curated record. Gene Ontology annotation, biological process: mitochondrial electron transport, ubiquinol to cytochrome c.
GUCCCGACAGUUCGACUGGUUCCGCUUCUCAAAGCACGCACCGCAACCACGAAUUCUCGCAAAAGAACCGACCCAACACGACCGUAAAGGGUUAUAAUAAUCUACAAUCGAUCAAAAUGGGUUUCUGGGACACGAUAGGUGAUUUGUACGAGGCCGCCAAGCCAUGGGGCGAGGCCGAGGCCGAGGCACCUCCUGCCGAGGAGAAGGAGGCUGAGAAGGAAGAGUCCACCGAGGAGACCGCUGCCAAGGAGGAGUCCAAGGAGGAGCCUGCUGCCGAGGAGGAGAAGGAGGAGGAGAAGGAGGAAGAGGAAGAAGAGGAGGAGGAAGAAGAGGAAGAGGAGGAGGAGACCGUCGACCCCAAGGACAAGUUCGAGGAGGAAUGCAAGAACUCCAAGCAGUGCGCCCCGGCCAAGCACCACUACGACGAGUGCGUCGAGAGGGUCACCAACGCGACGCCGAGCGACUCGGACGAGAAGGAGGACUGCGUUGAGGAGUUCUUCCACCUCGCCCACUGCGCCACUCAGUGCGCCGCCCCCAAGCUGUGGUCUGUCCUCAAAUAAGCAGUACAGCUGUUAUGAUCCUUUGGCCGCCGACGUCGAUUUGCAGAAAUGUAUCAACAUAAAAACAAUAACCCAGAGGCAUGACAAGCUUGCGGCACCUCUUAUCGUGGGGAAGUGUGGCCACCAAUCAAACGGAGGAGGCAGUCGAUGUGCGAAAGAGAAAAAGAAAACUGUAGCCCUUUUCUUCACCAAGUACUAUUGGUUAUUCAUUAUACGUCGCCGGUUUGGGGACGAGGAGGGUGUUCUAGCCAUGUUCCUGUGUACCAUAGACCAGCUACCCUGCAUCAUAUCAAAGACUUUUUAGA